This is a messenger RNA of Nycticebus coucang (slow loris), 316 nucleotides long. RefSeq names its product prothymosin alpha-like. Gene Ontology annotation, molecular function: histone binding. Gene Ontology annotation, cellular component: nucleus. The record is from RefSeq and is a predicted model, not a curated record. The coding region runs from base 1 to 315 and encodes 104 amino acids. The transcript has a single exon. NCBI's taxonomy places the organism in Eukaryota, Metazoa, Chordata, Mammalia, Primates, Lorisidae. Gene Ontology annotation, biological process: negative regulation of apoptotic process; positive regulation of transcription by RNA polymerase II.
AUGUCAGACACAGCGGUGGACACCAGCUCCGAGGUCACCACCAAGGACUUAGAGGAGAAGAAGGAAGUUGUGGACGAGGCAGCGAAUGGAAGAGACGCCCCUGCUGAUGGGAACGCUAAGGAGGAACAUGGGGAGCAGGAUGCUGACCAUGAGGUCGAUGAAGAAGAGGAAGGAGGUGGGGAGGAGGAGGAAGACGAGGAGGAAGGUGAUGGUGAGGAAGAGGAUGGAGACGAAGAUGAGGAAGCCGAGGCGGCUGAAGAUGAUGAGGAUGAGGAUGUUGAUACCAAGAAGCAGAAGACUGAGGAGGAUGACUAGA